GAAAUCAGGUUAAGUUCACUGCUGUCGGCACAAUGUUGUUUGGAAUGGUGUUUUCUUUGGUUACGUUAGCCUCUCAUACGUACAGUGCUGGAUUAAGGGAAGAGUUUUCUUGGACCAGAAUCGGUUACGCGUGGAAUAUUAAUCCGUUGAGUCUGACGGAACGAAGUUCCUAUUCCCGGGGCGAUAGAUCAAGAUCAAUCAAACAAUCUCGCGGAAAUAGCGUAAAUGGUGCGGAUUCUAUAGUGUUCGAUGGAUCUACGAACGCAGAUUCCGGCGCUGGAAGUCCAAGUUCAAUAGAUUAUCAAUACGUGAACAAUAUUCCAAUGGGUGCAAAUGUCUGGCAAAACAAACUCUUCGUAACUGUGCCCCGUCGAAGACUUGGCGUACCUUCUACGCUAAAUUAUGUAUUUUUGGAUGGUAGAAUCAAGCACAACGCCCCUUUAAUUCCCUAUCCAAACUGGAAGACGAAUCUGUAUCCAGACCGGACUGGGGUCGGAGAAAACAUCGUGUCAGUCUACAGAGUCGCUAUAGACGUCUGCGACAGAAUGUGGUUCGUCGAUACGGGAAUCGUGGAAACCUUAGGAAACCGUACAGUGGUCAAACCACACGAGCUGAUCCUUAUCAAUCUCCAAACGGAUGAUAUCAUUCACAGAUACAGCCUUCCAGCUUCGGUUAUUACUCCUGCGACUGUAUUAGCCAGUGUGACGGUUGAUACGACCAAGGAAGAUUGUACCAAUGCAUAUGCCUACUUUCCAGACCUGGCUGGUUACGGCCUGGUCGUUUACAGCCUCAGCGAAAAUAAGGCAUGGAGAGUUAACCACAAUUACUUUUACGUCGAACCAACGGCGGGCGAGUUCCGUAUCGCUGGUCACCAGUUUCAGUGGAACGAUGGCGUGUUCAGUGUCGAAUUGACUGACGUAAAACCGGAUGGUUACAGGGAUAUGUAUUUCCACGCGAUGGCGGGUACGCACAUGUACAGGGCAUCCACGAAGAUUCUCAGAAACGAAACAUUAGCUACGCGUUCUUAUCAUGGAAGCGACUUUGAGACUAUCGGAGACCGUGGACCUUUGUCGCAAACUGCUACCGCCGACAUCCACAAGAAAUCGGGCGUAAUGUUUUUAGGACUAGUAAACCAGAACGCCGUGGGAUGCUGGAACGUAAACAAUAAUCUGAAAUCGAUUUCCAUAGUGCAAAAGGACGACGACAAAAUGAUUUAUCCAUCAGACGUUAAAGUCAGCAGUGACCGCGUUUACAUACUGACCAACACCAUGCCGGCAUUCUUGUACGGGAGGUUAGAUUACGACAAAAUCAAUUUCAGGGUGUGGAGCAAUGACGUCUUUAGUGCAAUUCGAGGUACGAAGUGUCAAGGAGGAGGAGGCAAUAAUUAUGGGCAACAUUUAAUGUAGACCAAUAAAAUUUGUUUGA
Molecule: messenger RNA, 1425 nt
Organism: Cylas formicarius (sweet potato weevil)
Lineage: Eukaryota; Metazoa; Arthropoda; Insecta; Coleoptera; Brentidae
Gene: Y-f
Product: L-dopachrome tautomerase yellow-f2-like
Exons: 5
Coding region: 33-1406 (457 amino acids)
Cellular component (GO): extracellular region
Source: RefSeq, a predicted model, not a curated record